This is a messenger RNA of Lacerta agilis (Sand lizard), 3705 nucleotides long. RefSeq names its product cilia and flagella associated protein 58 (gene CFAP58). The record is from RefSeq and is a predicted model, not a curated record. Lineage: Eukaryota; Metazoa; Chordata; Lepidosauria; Squamata; Lacertidae. Gene Ontology annotation, cellular component: cytoskeleton.
AUGGAGGAAAAAUAUGACAAACCUGCAAUAGAAGAAAUCUUUGAAGCGUUGGAAAAAGAUUUCCAAGAAGUCAUCAAUGAGCUUACAGGAGAUCAAAGCCUUGAGAAAUUUCGUGUGGAAUAUGAGAAGCUCCACACGGUGCUAAGAAAGUCCUAUGAGAAUGAAAAGCGUCUCAUGGCAAAAUGCAGGGAGCUGAAUGCAGAGAUUGUGGUGAAUUCGGCUAAAGUGGCUACUGCCCUGAAACUCUCACAGGAUGACCAGACAACAAUAGCAUCUCUGAAAAGGGAGAUUGAAAAGGCCUGGAAAAUGGUGGAUGCAGCUUAUGAGAAGGAGCAGAAAGCAAAGGAAACUAUCCUGUCUCUUAAAGAGGAAAUUGUGAACUUGACUAAAUUAGUGGAGCAAGGAUCUGGAUUAUCAUUGGGUCAGGAGCAUAACCUGCGGGAAUUGCUAAAAUUCAAGGAAGAAGUAACAAAGGAGCGAGACCAGCUUUUGUCAGAGGUUGUAAAGUUACGUGAAAAUGUAACAAAUAUGUCAGAUCAACAGCACGAAGCAGAAAUGACAAAAACUGUGGCAGAACAAACCAUUGCUGAGCUUACUCAGGAAAUCCAGUUGCGUCAGAAUGAGGCUACACGGGAGGCCCGAAGAAAAGAAAAAAUGGAGAGGGAACUAAAACAGCAGCAGAUGGAAUUAGACAGUAAAUUGGCUGAAAUGAAGGCAAUGCAGCAGAGUAUGAAUAAAAACAAGGAGGAACUCCUGAGAAUUGAACAGCAGCUCAAGGAGCAAAAGAUUCUGAAUGAAAGAGCCACAAAGGAACUUGAACAGUGUACGGCAAGAAAUCUCAAGCUCCAGCAAGAAAAUGAACAGCAUACUGUGGCCAUUGAUCAACUCAUGCAGGAGAACCAGCAGAAAACCACGGAGCUGAGAGCGAGAGAAGAUGAGGUGUCUCAGAUGCGUCAAGAGAUUUCAAAACUUUCUAAAGUGAGAGAGGUUAUGCAGCGAAAAUUACGUGUUGUAGAAGAGCAAAAGAUUCAUGCUGAAUUUGAAAGGGAUACCCUUAAAAAUCAGAUAAAUGGGCUGGAGAGAGAGUUGGAAGGUGCAAAAAAACAAGCUGAAGUUGAUAAAAAAGCUAUAGAUGAGCUCGUGAGAGAAAGGGACAUAUUGAACAAGAACUUGCUCAAGGCUGCUACUGUUACUCAUAAGCAGAUGAAUCUUGUUAAGCUCCAUGAACAGUCAAAGAAGAACCUGGAAGAAGAAAUUCAGAAUUAUAAGGAUGAGGCUCAGAAACAGAGAAAGAUAAUCUUCCAGCUCGAAAAAGAGAGAGACCGCUAUAUCAAUGAAGCCAGUGAUCUCACACAGAAGGUCCUCCAUCACAUGGAAGAUAUCAAAGUGAGGGAAAUGCAGAUCUUUGACUAUAAAAAGCAGAUAGCAGAGUCUGAAACAAAAUUAAAACAGCAACAGAACCUCUAUGAAGCUGUGAGAUCAGACAGAAACCUCUACAGUAAAAAUUUGAUCGAAGCCCAGGAUGAAAUCAAUGAAAUGAGAAAGAAGCUGAAGAUUAUGACACACCAGGUAGACCAGCUGAAAGAAGAGAUCUCUGCUAAAGAUGCAGCUCUUGUGAAAAUGCAUCUGGACCACCAGCGGAUAGAAAAAGAGAAAGAGGCCUUAAAGAGUGAACUGCUUAAAAUGAGACAACAAGCUCUGGAGAAACACUUUAUUGAAAAACAAGAGGAAGAAGAAAGAAAACUCUUGAAAAUUAUUUCUGAAGGUGCAGAGAGGAUCAGGCAAAAAAAGGAAUUAGACCAGGUUAUCAGUGAAAGAGACAUUCUGGGGAGCCAGCUGGUUCGUCGCAAUGAUGAAUUGGCUCUUCUAUAUGAGAAGAUCAAAAUCCAGCAAUCAAUUCUGAACAAGGGAGAAAUGCAGUACCGGCAAAGAAUGGAAGACAUCCGACUACUCAAGUUGGAGAUCAAGAAACUUCGUCGGGAGAAAGCAAUACUUGGCAAGAGUGUAGCUAAUGUGGAAGAACUCAGGCAAGAAGUUUAUCAUAUGCAGAAGGAGUUACUGAAGGAACGGACCCGCUGUAGAGCCUUGGAGGAAGAGCUUGAGAACCCCAUGAAUGUUCACAGAUGGAGAAAAUUAGAGGCCAGCGACCCAAAUACCUAUGAGUUGAUACAAAAGAUACAUGCAUUGCAGAAACGACUUAUUAGCAAGACGGAAGAAGUUGUUGAAAAAGAGUUGCUCCUCCAGGAGAAGGAGAAACUGUAUGUAGAGCUGAAGCACCUCUUGGCCCGUCAGCCUGGACCAGAAGCAGCAGAACAGUUGCAGUUGUAUCGGCACACUCUGCGGGAGAAGACCAAGCAACUUAAAGUUUUGUCAUCUGAAUUGAACAUGUAUGAAUCACAGAGUCAAGAAUACAAAUAUGAAAUUGAAAGACUUGCCAAUGAGCUUCUAAAUGUAAAGAAGAAAUACCUCACUCAAAAACGCAAGGAACAUGAACACAAGGAAAAGGAGAGAGCCUUGAGUAACAUAGAGCAUGACUACCAAGGAACGAGAGGCAGAGCUUCACGCUUCACCGGAGGUGGUUUCCCGCUUAAUAACCCACCUCCCAAAAUUGUGGCCUAACACCAUUGCAUCAUUAAACCUCAUCCAGUAGAACGGAAAAGAGACAUUGGCAUGUCCAGCUGAACUAAAAUGUUUUUGAAUACAGAUUAGAUAAUAUUACGGUUUUUAAAAUAUUUUGUAGCAAAAUAUUUCUUCGAGGUUAAUGUGUUCUUUUUUUAAAGGUAGCAUUCUGGCAUAGGCAAUGCUACUUUUUAUGCCCAGUUAGUUGAAUGCUGCACAUAAUGAAGUCACUCCCCAUCCCAUAGAUAUAUUUGGAGCAGAUAUUUCAAUUUUUACAGUUUUUGUUGUACUUCUAAGUACUCAAGACUAGAGGUAAGUUCAGUUGAAAUCAGUGAUACAUGCUUCCAAGUAAAUAUAUUGCAUAUAAAAUUGUAAUCAACUGUAAAAGAUCCAUACCUAUGUUGGCUUAAACUACCUCUUCUUCAGCAUGAAAAAACAUGAAAAAUAACUAGAAUGCUAAUAAUUUAGCUUAAGAAUUCAUCACUUUAUUGGAACAAGAUGAAUCUGUGAAAGUUUAAAGUCAUACAUGUUAAACAUUCUCAAAACUCAUUAGGAACAUUGGGAAGGUUUGCGAUAACAUUAAGCCCAUACUGGUGAAUGUAUUUCCUUUUUAUGCUAGAUAGCUAGUAUGAUGGCAACAUCUUUGACUGUACAUCUCAGUCUGUACAUUUAGAGUAUGCCUAUCUUUCAUUAAUUUGCUUCUCAUGUAUCAAAUCUAGAGUCUAAAUAUAACCAACCUUACAUUUUCAUAUCUGUUAAAAGGAAGACGCUGAUUUAGUUCUGCAACAUUUAAAGGUUGUGUACGUUUUACAUCAUAUAUACCUCUCCACACCAAAACCUUUUCAACCAAAGAGAUUUAAUUAUCAUUCGUUAGCAAGCCAUUUAAUAAUGUCAAUGUGUGAGGUGCUGAAGAAUGGGGAUAAGAGUUUAAAAUACAAUGUCUUUGAUGUAUUCUUGCCUCAGGGAUGAAAAACUCCCAGGAGAGAUCCUGAUAAAUAUUUCAUUUAAAAAAAAACUUUUGCAAAGAUAUUGAUCUUUUGUUUGGUGGAAUACAGAAUUGUAUAUUAAAGCCCCUUUGGAAAACUA